AUGGCAAUGCCUAAAGAGGUCGUCUUAAGAACUUUACAAGACUUGAGAGCUGAGGACUUUGAAACAUUCCAGUGGUACCUACAGCUGAAUGGCGGCCUUGAAGAUUUCCCAGCAAUCCCAAAGAGCGAACUGGAGAAUGUAAACAGGGUGAAGACAGUGGACCUGAUGUUCUCAACCUACAGUGUGAACACCAUUAAUGUGACCAGAAUAGUUUUAGUGAAGAUGAAUCAGAAUGAGUUAGUGAAGAAUUUGUCAAAUUUAUCAAACACCAUCUCAGAACCUCCAGAUAUUCUUGCUGCAUGCCAGCGAAAAGUCAAAUCCAACUCACAAAAGAGGUUCCAGUGUGUGUUUGAGGGUAUUGCUAAAGCUGGAAACCCAUCCCUUCUGAAUAAGAUGUUCACAGAGAUCUACAUCACAGACGGUGGGGCUAAAGAGGUCAAUGAUGAACAUGAGGUCAGACAGAUUGAAACAGCAUCCUGGAGACCAGACAGACCAGAAACAACAAUCAGAUAUGAAGACAUCUUUAAAACUCCACCUGGAAGAGAUGAACCGAUAAGAACAGUGAUGACUAAGGGAGUCGCUGGCAUCGGGAAAACAGUCUUAACACAGAAGUUCACUCUGGACUGGGCUGAAGACAAAGCCAACCAGGACAUCCAGUUCACAUUUACAUUCACUUUCAGAGAGCUGAAUGUGCUGAAAGAGGAAAAGUACAGCUUAGUGGAACUUGUUCAUUACUUCUUCAGUGAAACCAAAGAAGCAGGAAUCUGCAGGUUUGAAGAGUUCCCGGUUGUGUUCAUCUUUGACGGUCUGGAUGAGUGUCGACUUCCUCUGGACUUCCUCAACACUAAAAUCCUGACUGAUGUUACGGAGUCCACCUCAGUGGGUGUGCUGCUGACAAACCUCAUCAGGGGGAAACUGCUUCCCUCUGCUCGCCUCUGGAUAACCACACGACCUGCAGCAGCCAAUCAGAUUCCUCCUGAGUGUGUUGACAUGGUGACAGAGGUCAGAGGGUUCACUGACCCACAGAAGGAGGAGUACUUCAGGAAGAGAUUCAGAGAUGAGGAGCAGGCCAACAGAAUCAUCUCCCACAUCAAGACAUCACGCAGCCUCCACAUCAUGUGCCACAUCCCAAUCUUCUGCUGGAUCACUGCUACAGUUCUGGAGAAGGUGUUAAAGACCAGAGAGGGAGAAGAACUGCCCAAGACCCUGACUGAGAUGUACAUCCACUUCCUGGUGGUUCAGUCCAAACGGAAGAAUGUCAAGUAUGAUGGAAAAUUGGAGAUGGAUCCACACUGGAGUGAAGAGAACAGGAAGAUGAUUGAGUCCCUGGGAAAACUGGCAUUUGAGCAGCUGCAGAAAGGCAACCUGAUCUUCUAUGAAUCAGACCUGACAGAGUGUGGCAUCGACAUCACAGCAGCCUCAGUGUACUCAGGAGUGUUCACGCAGAUCUUUAAAGAGGAGAGAGGACUGUACCAGGACAAGGUGUUCUGCUUUGUCCAUCUGAGUGUUCAGGAGUUUCUGGCUGCUCUUCAUGUCCUCCUGACAUUCACCAACUCUGGAGUCAACCUGCUAUUGGAGAAUUGGACAACAAGCUGGUUGUCUAAACUCUUCAGAGACAAAUCAGAACAAACAAAAUUAGCACAGUUCUACCAAAGUGCUGUGGACAAGGCCUUACAGAGUCCAAAUGGACACCUGGACUUGUUCCUCCGCCUUCUCCUGGGUCUUUCACUGGAGACCAAUCAGACUCUCCUACGAGGUCUGCUGACACAGACAGGAAGAACGUUUGAGGCAAACAAGAAUACAGUUGAGCACAUAAAGAAGAAGAUUAAUAAGAAUAUGUCUGCAGAGAGAAGCAUUAAUCUGUUCCACUGUCUGAAUGAACUGAAUGAUCAUUCUCUAGUGGAGAAGAUCCAACAGUCCCUGACAUCAGGCAGUCUCUCCACAGGUGCACUGUCUCCUGCUCAGUGGUCAGCUCUGGUCUUCAUCAUACUGUCUUCAGAGAAAGAUCUGGACAUGUUUGACCUGAAGAAAUAUUGUGCUUCAGAGAAGGCUCUUCUGAGGCUGCUGCCAGUGGUCAAAGCCUCCAGCAAAGCUCUGUUAAGUGGCUGUGAACUCUCUGAGACAAGUUGUGAAACCCUGUCGUCAGUUCUCAGCUCCCAGUCCUCCAGUCUGAGAGAGCUGGACCUGAGUAACAACGACCUGAAGGAUUCAGGAGUAAAGCUGGUGUCUCCUGGACUGAAGAGUCCACACUGCAGACUGGAAACUCUCAGUCUGUCAGGCUGUAUGAUCUCAGAGAAAGGCUGUAUUACUCUGGCCUCAGCUCUGAGCUCCAACCCCUCCCAUCUGAGGGAGCUGGACCUGAGCUAUAAUCAUCCUGGAGACUCAGGAGUGAAGCUGCUGUCAGCAGGACUUAAGGAUCCUAACUGGAGACUGGAAACUCUCAGGGACACUUGUGUGAUGACUUUCACCGAGACGUGGCUGACUGACACUGACCUUGAUUCUACUGUGGACAUUGAUGGAUUUGGGGUUCCGAUCCGCUUGGAUCGUGACCCGGAGGUGACGGGGAAGUGUCUGCCUGGAUGA
Molecule: messenger RNA, 2583 nt
Organism: Perca flavescens (yellow perch)
Lineage: Eukaryota; Metazoa; Chordata; Actinopteri; Perciformes; Percidae
Product: NACHT, LRR and PYD domains-containing protein 3
Exons: 6
Coding region: 1-2583 (860 amino acids)
Molecular function (GO): protein binding
Source: RefSeq, a predicted model, not a curated record